AUGGCUUUCUUUCGAUGCUCGGGCUUUUCGGAAACGGCAAUGCGAGAGCGGCUCAGUAAACUUAGGCCUCAGCAAGACUGUAUCAAUACUUUGUCGAUGUGGUUAAUGCAUCACCAUCGACAUACCGACGACAUCGUGCAGAUAUGGCUAAAGGAAGUGCGAAAGGAGACGAAUUCGUCCCAAAUCGUAAACUUGCUGUACAUCGCCAACGACGUGAUUCAAAAUAGCCGCAAAAAGAACCCCGAAAUGGCAGUGAAGUUCUACUCUGUUCUCGAACCAGCUUUCCGACAUGCUGCAAAGAUCUCCGGGCCGGAGCUUGACAAAGCGAUGAUCAAGACACUAAACGUGUGGAGGGACAGACAGAUCUACAGCGAGGAGCAGUUGGCAACGUUUUUCAAGGCUUUCAAUUCUAGCCUCGACGCUGUGGUGAAAAGGCGUAAACCGAGUACAGGUAAUAGCAUCGUGCACUCACAUGUUCAUGCUCCUCACGUUCCUGAGCUGUUCUCAACAUCGACCGCACCACCAGCUCCUCCACCUGAAUUUGAUUCAGAAUUGGUUAGUGCGAACGUAGCGGAUGUGUUGGAAUCACUUCGCAAACUUGAUUAUCCUCCUAGCGCAGAUGCAGAAGUCAGGCAUGUGCAGUCUCCUAAUUUCAUAUGUAAUGUUGCUGAAGAUGUGAGUGGUAGUUUUAAGUUCUAUAGUGAUAGUUUCAGGCAUAAAAUUGCAUCAUACUCCGAAAUGAUUGCUACUCCUCAAUCACUCGAUACCAUAAAAAACAGUGCCCAGGCCAAAAAAUUGCUGGAGGAAAUCGCGGAAGCUGAGCCACUCGUGAAGGAUUAUUGUCAAAGGCUGGCAGAUGAGAUGCUAGAGCGUCGAAAUUUGCAAAAACUGUUCGACGAUAUGAUUGCCAAUGUGCGUGCAACGGUGGAUCUCCAUGAGAGAUUGCUGAAGGAAGUCAGAAGGAAAGAAGAGCGAGCUCGCAGUGAUCUGGCUGAGACUGCCAAAUUGCUCAUGGGGAUUGUGGAAAAGAUUGCUGAGGUGGAGCGAGAAAUCGCCAGAACUCAGAAGAAUAAGGCCACUGAGUACCAUCUUGGUCUGUUGAAGGCCAAGCUCGCGAAAUACCGCCAACAACUUUUGGAACCAGUUGGUGGAAAAGGAGGAUCAAAGGGAGAUGGAUUCGAUGUGAUGAAAAGUGGAGAUGCACGAGUAGCAAUGGUAGGCUUCCCCUCGGUAGGAAAGUCAACACUUCUUUCAACAAUGACAAGCACACAAUCAGAAGUUGCUGGUUAUGAAUUCACAACACUUACAUGUAUACCUGGAGUGAUAAACUACCAAGGAGCUAACAUUCAACUCCUUGAUUUACCUGGAAUCAUUGAAGGCGCUUCCCAAGGAAAAGGUCGAGGACGACAGGUUAUCGCAGUUGCUAAAACCGCUGACAUAAUCUUGAUGAUGUUGGAUGCUGGAAAAUCUGACCAACAACGUCCUCUGUUAGAGCGAGAAUUAGAAUCUGUUGGCAUUAGACUGAACAAACGCCCACCUCAUAUUUACGUCAAGCAGAAAAAGGUUGGCGGAGUCAAGUUCACUCAUACCGUUCCACUGACGCACUGUAAUGAAAAGAUGAUCAUGACGAUUCUGCACGAAUACAAAAUUUUCAAUGCUGAUGUAGUGUUCCGGGAAGAUGCAACCGUCGACGAGUUCAUCGAUGUUAUUCAAGGGAAUCGGGUUUACAUAGCUUGCCUCUAUGUAUAUAAUAAGAUUGAUCAAAUCUCAAUUGAAGAGGUGGAUCGAUUGGCCAGGUUACCACAUCAUGUAGUGAUUUCUUGCGAAAUGAACUUGAAUAUGGACUAUUUGUUGGAGAAGAUAUGGGAAUACUUGGCACUUGUUCGAGUUUAUACCAAGAAACCAGGACAUGCACCGGAUCUAGUCGUCCACGUUGUGGCCCUUCACGGGCUGUGCCAAGCCCUCGGCGAAGGAGAGAUUGUGCUCACAGUAUCGAAGGCUGCUCUGGAUCGUGAGCGAUUGAGCGUUGACUCAUGUGCUCAAGAAAUGGAUGACCCUUAUCCUAUGGGUCCCUUAGUGCCGUGCUCCUUCUUGCCGGACGAAUUCAUAGAAUGUAACAUGCCAGAACUGCUUCCUUCUGCACACAACGACACAGUGGACGCUGGAUAUUGCUCGAGAUUUGGUGGUCAAAGAGCUGAAGAUGUAGAGUGGACAUGGUGGCAUGCAGAGCAUAUGCCCUGUGCAUUUAAUGUCUUUGCGAAGGAGAACUAUUUUUUCCAGAGGACACCGUUGCAAUCCAAGAUUCGUUCUUUGUGGUACACUUGGAAAGAUUCACCGCACGCACUCGAGGUCCUGCUCCACAGGCGCUCUGCGCCAAACGAUCGUCGCUCGUGUCUUUCGGUUCAAUAUACUGUAAGAUCUCCGAUCGUUCUUAUCGGAAGAACUUCAUUCCUGCACCGAAGAUGUGGUACGGUAUGGAUGGCUGCCGCUACAAGGAUGAACUCAAAUGCAGCUGCUGUGUUUGAGGUAUUGCAAAGAUUAGCCACAACAAUGACGGAGUACUUCGGAAAAAUUACGGAGGACAGUAUCCGCUCGAACUUUGUCCUGAUCUACGAAAUUCUGGACGAAUUAAUUGAUUUUGGGUAUCCGCAAAUGACAGAUGCUACUGUUCUGAAGACUUAUAUAACUCAAGCAGGAGUGCGCGGUGUGACGAGGGAGGAGCAGCAACAAAUUACAAGUCAGGUUACCGGUCAGAUAAGUUGGCGACGCGAAGGAAUAAAAUAUCGUCGUAAUGAGCUAUUUAUUGACGUCGUGGAAUGUGUGAAUUUGCUGAUGAACCAAAAAGGGCAAGUCUUAUCUGUUAAUGUUGCUGGCAAGGUUCUGAUGAAAUGUUUUCUAUCAGGAAUGCCUGAAUGCAAAUUCGGUAUAAAUGAUAAGAUUACUUUACAACAAUCCAGCAGUCGGAAUCAAACGGACGAUGCCACAAAAUCAGCUCGAACUGUGGUUGCCAUUGAUGACAUCCAGUUUCAUCAGUGUGUUCGUCUUGGAAAGUUUGAAACCGAUCGAGCCAUUUCUUUUGUGCCUCCAGACGGUACUUGUGAAUUGAUCAAGUACCGCACAACUCAGGAUAUCAAACUGCCCUUUCAGUAUGUUCUCAAGUCUGUUAAUGUUAUUCCUUUGGUCAGAGAAGUUUGCAAGUCUAAAUUGGAAAUAAAAGUUGUUCUCAAAGCUGAGUAUAAACAGAAUCUUGUUGGACAAAAAAUAGAGGUGCGGAUUCCUACACCACCGAACACAUGCGGUGCCACUUUGUUAUGCAUGAAAGGGAAAGCCAAGUAUAAACCGGGAGAGAAUGCGAUAGUGUGGAAGAUAAAACGGCUGGCAGGUGGGAAGAAGGUGCAGAUUUCUGCUGAUGUUGAUCUUCUGACAAUUGGAGUUCAGGCAAGUCCAAUUUAUCCACGA
Ostertagia ostertagi is the source of this 3459-nucleotide messenger RNA. NCBI's taxonomy places the organism in Eukaryota, Metazoa, Nematoda, Chromadorea, Rhabditida, Trichostrongylidae. The record is from the annotation of a GenBank genome assembly.